UUCACAAUAGAAGAGCUCGAAGUCGUCGCCAACGGAAAAAGUUUUUUUCUUCGAGUGGGAAAGAAGUGAUGUUAUUUUAUAUUUCUUCCGCAAACCAGUUAAAGUGAAAUAAUUAAUUCAAAACUGAGUAACAAAAACGUCUUGCAACGUCGUUUCGAAAUAAGCUCGCUCGCUAGCUUGCAGCUGUUGUUGUUGUGAUAGUUUUUUUUUUUUUGGAACUUGUGCUAACCAACCCACCAACAAAACAAUGGAGCAGCUUGUUGGAACCAAACGCGAAACCCUCUACGAUCGAUGUCUCUAUUGUUUUGUAUCCCAACUCACUUAUAAUUCCCAGACCUUAGAUGCUGUCCAGCAACUCCGCUACUUGCCUCCCGGAGUACUAAUCGAUAUUUAUGUAUUGAUGUCUCAGCGAGAAGACCUCAAAGAAAUGCUUUUUGAACAAAUGGCAGAUCUGGAGAUUUUCGAGCGUUUGCUGCGUUUUGAUCCGGCACGACAGAAAUUGUUUCUUUGUCUAGCAACACUGAUAAGUAGAGGAAAACAAUUGGCUUCGCAAUUGCAGCAAACAUACACCCAACGCUAUGGCGCACAGAGAAAUGAUGGCACCCCACAACACACACCAACAAAGACUGCUUCCAAGCUGGCAAAGUUGGCCAAAGCUAAACUUUUGGCUUCACCAAUUUUCACAUCGUCGUCAUCAACAACAGCAGCAGCAGCAGCAACGCCAGCCCAAAUGCAAACAACGCCAACUUGUGCUAAUGAUUCACUAGAGUCAAUGAUGAAAUCAGCCGAUUCUUUGGCCUUAAAUUCGGAUAAUGUGUCUAAUUUUGGUGUAGAUGCCAUCGAUUUUGGUUUACGUUUGGGAUCAUUUCUUUCGGAAGCCGGUUGGCUUUCGGAGAGCAUAGCAAUUUUAAAAUGCGUUGCAACGCGUCUAAAGUCAAUGGAGCCCAGCAAGAAAAUACGUAUUAUCUACUUAGACUGUUUACAAAGACUUUUACAUUCAGAGGCCUGCUUAAGCAACUUCAAAUCUGCCGAGCGUACUUUUGAUUUACUGAUGGAAUUGCUAAAAGAGCUCGAUGUGAAUGAUAUUCCCAAACCAUUGUUAGCAAACACUCAUACCCAGUUCUCGGAAAUGUAUUUUGCCCGCAACGAAUAUGACGACAGCCACAUGUGGAGUGUUGUUGCCAUGCGUAAUUUGGAGGAAACUACUCCCGAAAGAAUUGCCAUUGAUGUCUUGAGACAGGCGGGGAAAGCCUGUGUGGUGAAACGCGACUUUCAGCGGGCGAAUAUUUUAAUCUGUCAAGCCAAGAGUAGAGCGAAAAGAGCCUUUGGUCCAAAUCAUCAAAAGUAUGCCGACACUCUGCUCGACUAUGGCUUCUUCCUGUUGAACGUGGAUUCGUCCUAUCAAAGUGUUAAUGUGUACAAAGAGGCACUCGAUAUAAAACGCUGUGUGUUUGGAAAUCGCAACUUCCAUGUUGCCAUAGCUCAUGAAGAUUUAUCAUAUGCCUAUUAUGUUCACGAAUACAAUACCGGCAACUUUACAUGUGCUCGCGAUCAUAUCGAGAAGUCGGUAGGUAUUCUGAAACAUUUGGUGCCCCAGGAUCAUUUGAAACUGGCAUCCGCUAAGAGAGUGAAAGCCUUGUUGCUUGAGGAAAUAGCCCUAGACAAAAUGGUCGAGGGUGUCGAUGACGAGGGCUUGUUGAAACAAUCCGAGGAAUUGCACAAAUUCGCCUUACAAUUGUCAUUGGAAGUUUUCGGAGAGGAGAAUGUACAAACAGCUAAGUUGUAUGGAAACCUGGGACGUCUAUAUCAAACGAUGAACAGAUUUGAGGAAGCAGAACGUAUGCAUCAGAAAGCAAUCAAAAUUAAAACUGACCUUUUGGGACCAUACGACUACGAAGUAGGUUUAUCUAUAGGACAUUUGGCUUCCGUCUACAAUUACCAAAUGAAGAAAUACCGCGAAGCAGAACAGCUUUACUUGCGCAGUAUAGAAAUCAGUCUACGUUUAUUUGGUCGCUCUUAUUCUGGCCUACAAUACGACUAUCUGGGCCUGUGUCAUGUUUAUGAAACAUUAAGGGAAUAUGAAAAAUAUUUACAGUAUGCAAAUAUUUUGGAAAAUUGGCGGAUUUUGCGUGGACAAAAUUUGACAAUGGAUAAAAAUAUUUAUCCUGCCAUCAAUGAAGAUUGCUCCCUGGAGGAUAUUAAGCAACAAUUCUUCAAUAUGUGCACCCACAAUAUAACCGCUUGCAAUUGAAAUCAAUAAUUCAAAGUGUGCAACACACAACUAUUGUGUCUAUCUACAUACAUAUGUAUUAGGGAUUUUAUAUAGUGUAUUUUAAAAUGUAAAUUACGCGUAACUCAUGCAAUAUGUGUUUUUGAUUUUGUUUACCACCUUUGUUGUUUACCCUUUUUUUUUUUAAACAAAUAUUUUUGGUUCAUAAUCUUGUGUUCUUCGUUGUAUUAGAAUUAUUCCACAUACGUACAUAGAUAUGCCAACUGAACAAGCAAACAAUGAAUCAUCUAUCUGAAAGCAAUAACCAGUACCCAGAAGAAGGAGGCACACAGACAUUUUGUUCUAUAAAUUUUUUAAUUCAGGCAUAAUUUUAUUUAAUGCACUACUAUGCGAGCUUACCUUUGUAGAGCAAUUCGUAUAAUAAUCACUAUGGAAGAAUUGAACUGUCCAGUUGUUUGUGUUGCCUAUGUAUGGAAAUUCCUUGUUGUCGCAAUGUGCAAAAUGUAAUGUAAAUUUUUAAUUAGUCAGUUGAUAGGCAGAUAGAGAGAUAUUCAUUGGCAAUUGUCAAUUGGCGUGCUAAAUGCUAAUCUUCCACUUAUGUAGAUGUAGUUACAUACUUAUAUUCCACACAUGAGAUUUCCUGGUGUCAUUUCUUCAUUGAGUUCAUGUAGUUAAUGAGCUAUGUAUUGUAUGUAUAUCUAAUAUUUAAUAAUGAUCUUCGAGACUGCUUCAUGAUUUUUUGUUUUUUUUUUUUUUGAUACAUUUUAUUAUGGUAGUUAAUUAGCAACACACCUAGGACAAGGGAGCGAGAUAUGAGUUCAUAGCAACCAUCAGUAUUGAGUUACAGCUUAAAUAAUCCCACUCCCCUUGCCCUGCUUCCCACAAAAUCGAUCCAUUUUGGAAACAAGUUUUCAAUUGGCUCUUGGCAUUAUUCUAAAUAAUUGUGUUUGUUUUUUCAAAUCUCGCUUUUUCUAAAAUAGGCUUUCCUUUUAGACAUACACGAAUAGGGAAAAUUUUGUUUUCUAAAGAAUGCUAAAAAUGUAAAGGUUCUAAAUCAUACAUACACAUCUAUGAAAAAUUCACAUAGAAAUUUCUUACAUAUAUAUAUAUAAAUAUUUGAAGCGAAAGAUGGAAAAAUGAUUCAGAGGUUUUAGUUCUGUUUUAAAUUGUGUAAAUUCAAUGCGAAUAAUGAAACGAGUACUAUAAACCCUUCAUAUACAUAUACCUAUAUAUAUAUAUUUUUAAAACAAUGUGAUGAUUGUACUCAAUUAAUUGAAAUAUUAAAUCUAGAUAUGCACUAUUGCUUAGAUGUUUUUUUUACUUAUAUUCUGUUUUUAAUAAACUGUUUAAAACAA
Stomoxys calcitrans (stable fly) is the source of this 3585-nucleotide messenger RNA. RefSeq names its product amyloid protein-binding protein 2 (gene Pat1). The record is from RefSeq and is a predicted model, not a curated record. Gene Ontology annotation, biological process: intracellular protein transport. The coding region runs from base 248 to 2251 and encodes 667 amino acids. Gene Ontology annotation, molecular function: protein binding. NCBI's taxonomy places the organism in Eukaryota, Metazoa, Arthropoda, Insecta, Diptera, Muscidae. The transcript has 8 exons.